Messenger RNA from Poecilia latipinna (sailfin molly), 4796 nucleotides. RefSeq names its product histone-lysine N-methyltransferase PRDM9-like. The coding region runs from base 430 to 3063 and encodes 877 amino acids. Gene Ontology annotation, cellular component: nucleus; cytoplasm. The record is from RefSeq and is a predicted model, not a curated record. Lineage: Eukaryota; Metazoa; Chordata; Actinopteri; Cyprinodontiformes; Poeciliidae. Gene Ontology annotation, molecular function: protein binding; RNA polymerase II cis-regulatory region sequence-specific DNA binding; DNA-binding transcription activator activity, RNA polymerase II-specific. Gene Ontology annotation, biological process: cell fate commitment; regulation of transcription by RNA polymerase II. The transcript has 7 exons.
UGCGCCGCCCGGGAAUCGAACCCGGGUCGCAAGAAUGGGAAUCUUGCAUGAUACCACUACACCAGCGGCGCCGACACGCCUCAGUAUAGACUCUGUGGUUAUUCCAUACAUAGCUAUAUCCGAGUAGUUACAAGUUUUGUAUUUGAAUAUAUGCAGGGAUGACUCUUGACUACAUGAUCUAGUGUUAUAAAACAAGAAACACUGAAAAUGAAUUUCACAGGACGCUGUUCUUUUAUUUGAUUAAAAACGCAAUGUUUCCCUUUAUGCUGAAAGUUUUCUGUAUUUACUUCCGGUGUUGUAGUGUAACAUCGGAGUAACUUCCUCUUACGAGACCUCAUGUUGCUAACGGUCAAAAUAUGUGGUUUUUGAAACCAAUUUAUUGUAAGUUUCGAUGUUAGAGUUGCUACAACUCAAAAAGAGGUUUUACUCAUGUCGAAUAAGAAUGGUGAAGAGGAGUGGGUGGAGACAACCGAGGAGGUUGUUGAAACUGAGGAGGGCCUCUCUCUGAAGAACAGCACCCCUGCAGUGGUGGUUGAUUUAGAGUCGACUGAAACGUCACUCCAGAAACUGCUGAGCACUGUGGGACAGGAAGAAAGCAUUGAGGGCCAAGAUGGCUUCUGUUGUGAGGAGUGUCUGCCUCUUUUUCAGGAUCAGAGUAAUCCUGAUGACAUUAAUGGUCCAUCAUUUAUCCUCGACUUUCCAACGACCAUGGGUGUCCCACAGCGAGCUCUUCUCACUUUACCCUUUGGCCUGAUGAUAGGCAGAUCCAGCAUUCCCAAUGCAGGAGUAGGUGUAAUAAACCAAGGUCCAGCACUGUCUCCAGGAAUGCAUUUUGGACCGUAUGAGGGGGAAGUGACAGUGAAAGAAAAUGCUAUGUCUAGUGACUUUUCUUGGGAGAUUUACAAAGGAGAAGAUCAGUAUGAGUACAUAGAUGCCACCAGUGACUCCUAUUCAAAUUGGAUGAGGUAUGUGAACUUUGCUCGCAGCAAGGACGAGGCCAACCUGCUGGCCGUUCAGUACAAAGGCAGCAUCCUGUUCCACUGCUGCCGCGCCGUCCAGACCGGAGAUGAGCUCACAGUGUGGCCGAGCAGCAAACUGCGCGCCCACCUCAGCAAAGAUUGGUCUGACAUGUUGUCUUUGAAGAUGAGCAGAACAGAGAGCGGUGAGAGUGCGUCGUCUCCGAUUUUCCUCUGCUCCAGCUGUCUUCUCUCGUUCACCACGGAGAGCUUCCUCCUCCGACACAUAGAGCACUUUCACUUGCAGCCCAAAGCAGACGAGGCGGCCGGCGAGGAAAACCCCGGCUCCAGAGACGAGCCUCCAGCCUCUCUGGUGAUGCUGGUGGAUCCAGUUAAAUCCAAAACGUGUGAUGACUGCGGGAAAGUUUUCAAACAAGUCCCCCACCUCAGGAGACACAAGCUGUGCGUCCACUCCAACAAGCGGCCUUACUGUUGCUCGCAUUGCAGGAGAAGCUUCAGUCAGGCGUCCGGCUUGGUCCGACACCAGAGCGUUCAUUUUGGAAAAGCCGCAGCUACGGACAAACUGGUCUCUACAGCGGAGAGCUCUGCUCUCGGAUCAGAACUCUCCUGCCGGGCGGAAGCGGCUGCAUCUGAAGAGACUGAAAGAAGCAACCCGACCAAGGUUGCCCAAGUGGAUGUGUAUGUAGAAAUGCAGCAGCUGGAUUGUUCAGUCUGUGGAAAGAGCUUCACGAAUGAAGCGCACCUCAAGAAGCACGAGGCAGCUGUUCAUGAGAAGUUACGCCCUUAUGUCUGUUCUGUGUGCCUCAAGUGCUUCGGCCAGUACAACGACCUGGCCAGGCAUCUGCAGAGUCACCACAAGAAUGAACAUAAAGAGAAAAUGGACGAGGAUUCGGAGGACGCCGCCAUCAUGCCGUUUAGCUGUGGCGAGUGCUUGGUGGCUUUCUCUUCGGUGGAUGACCUGCAGCUGCACAUAAACGAGCGGCACUCGGAAGACUCGGCGGCUGAAAACCAGGGAAGUAGUUCAGCUCCUCCUGUGGAAACCAAAGACCUCACCCCAAACAGUGCCCCUCUGAGGCCGCAGCGCCUCAAAGCCAGAUCUAAAGUUUCUGCCGUCACUCAACUUGUAGCGCCUAAACGCAAAGCGGCCAAUCAGCAAGAGGCUUCAGCCGUCAGAAAUGCAAAAAUCAAGAAGCACAAGUGGUUUAGCUGUAAUCUCUGCAAGCAAACAUACGGAAACCCAGACGAUCUUAAGGCACACAAGUGCACUUCGAAGCCGCUGAACUGCGGACAGUGCAGCGCCGCCUUCUGGAAGUCUAGUUUGCUCAGAAGGCACACACAGAUGGCACAUGGAAGGGCGAAAUCUUUCCGCUGCAACUCCUGCGAUAAAGCCUUCUCUACGUCAGCGAAGCUGAGGCAGCAUCAGAAAAACAAGUCUUGUCAGAAGUACCACUGCGCCUCCGAGCUGUUCCCCUGUUCCUUCUGCCACUUCUCCUUCACCAUGAAGAGCUACCUCAUCAAACACAUCAAGAGGCACCAUCCUCGGGAUUACUCGGAAGGCCUGAUGGACCUGGAGGAGGCGGAGGGGGAGUUCACGUGCUCGGACUGCGGGACAAACUGCGCAGACGCGCAAGCGCUCGCCUCUCACACGUGCAUCAGGCAGCUGAAGGUCCUGUAUUUGUGCACCGACUGUGGGAAGAGCUUCACGAACCACUACGGCCUGAAGCAGCACCAGCGCAUCCACACGGGCGAGAAGCCCUACAGCUGCACCUAUUGCAGCAAGAGCUUCUCCUACGUGGGCCAGCUGAACGUUCACCUCCGGACUCACACCGGCGAGAAGCCCUACCUGUGCACCCACUGCGGCGAGAGCUUCCGCCAGUCAGGAGACCUGAAGAGACACGAGCGGAAACACACGGGUGUGAGGCCGCACGAAUGCACCGAGUGCAGCAAGAGCUUCAGCCGCCUGCAGAGCCUCAAGGCUCACCUGCUGCUUCACCAGGGACAGAGGCUGUUCAAGUGCAGCCAGUGCGGGAAGAGCUUUUCCAGAAACUAUCAUCUCAGGAGGCACCAUCAGAAGGUGCACACGUAGGCAAGAAGGACUGUCGUUGCUGUGAAAAUAGUUCAGAUUUCCACAGAUUAAAGUAAAUUACUUUACUUUAGCAAGUUUAAGAAUAACUUUGUGAAAGUUAUUCUAGAUUUCCGACAUUAGCCCGUUUUUAUUUAGUUCCAAAACCAGUUUUAACGCGAGUUUUUGAUGUUAGUAGAACACAGCGUCAUCCUUAUUCCUGUUUUGUCCAUCCACUUAAUGCAAAGCUUUUUUUUUUUUUAUUAUUACUCUCCAACCCAUCUGAAUCAAGUAAUCUGGGAUUCUGAGGUAAUUCUGUCGUUUGAUUCAGGUGUGUUGGAGAAGGAAUGCAUCUAAAAGUUAAAGGAUGGUAUCCUUUCAGGUUGCACUUGAGCGUCCUUGAGCUAGAGGUUGAAAAUAAAUAAGCGUCCAGAGACGGACAAGAUCUAUUUCCACAGAUUCAGUAUGAUUGAUGGGGAUUGUUUAUCCCCAAAAACCUCAUGACUACGUUUGAUUCAGCAUCAGUUUACACAAAGUUAUUGCACCUUUCUGUUUGAGGUCUGUUUUUUUUUUUUAUUUAAAUUUACAGAAUUUAAAUUACAUUCAAUAUAAAAUCAUUCUCAGCAUUUGACUCUAAACAUUGUAUAAUUUAUUAAAACAAGAUUCACUACAGUUUUUUGACAAAAAAAAAGGAAAUGAAGCUAAACAGAUUUGCCAUGGUUUGAAAUAAAAACACAGCUGCUCAUCACUGUUGACCAUUUAUUCCACAAAACAUACAAUGCAAAGCGUGUGCACUGUACAAGCCUUAAUAUUAUGAAAAUAGUCAUAACCAUGCCUGUUUUUUUUUGUUUGAUUUUUUUUAAAUUAAGUAAUCCUAGGUUUUGUUUUCAUUACCACCCUCAUCUACUACUUGGUUUUAACAUAACAGUACAGCUUUGUCUAUUUGAUUACCUUUUUCUUUGCUUUUGUCCAUUUUUUUUUCCUUGACUACGUUAUAAAGAUUACGCAAAUUGAAAAUAUUGAAGUCUGACCUGAAACUAUACAAACAUACUGCAAUGACAGGUGACUGCUUUCAAACUGUGCAUGAACCGAAAACAGGUAAGAAACCUGGCAGUGUUUUUCCAUGUGCUACACGCGGUGGUUGUCAAGUGCAGCUGCUGGUUCGAGACGAAAACUUCGCUGCUGGUAACGACUUUGGGAAAAGACAAAAAAAUAAAUAAAAUUUCCCAGUCUGGUAAUGGUUCAGGAAUCGGUAAUUCCAGUUACACAAGUCCUUAGCAACAUCCAUCUGGAGGGGAAAAACAGAUCCAUUGUCACUUGUGGCACAGAAGUUGCAGGUUUGUUUCGUGUGGUACCUCUUCUAAAGACACAAGGGGAUGGAACCGGAGGAAGGAUCGCUUGUUGAUGGGUUUUUAGUGUGUAGAAAAUACACAAACACUUCUGGAAAGUAGGCAGCAAGGUUAGGUGAUGAGACACCUAAAAGAAGGUUACUGUUACUACGGUUUAGACAUCACGUCCCACUCGUUCUCUUCGUUCCAUCGGCGCGCCGCGGCAUCUUCGGUGCAAACUCCUUCCUUCGUCCCACAUCUUUAUCACGGAAAAUAUACAACAACCGUCCAAAUCUCGGUUUAUAUUAUGUUAAAUGUUAUCCACGUUAAAAUUUUUUACAAACCAAACCGAAAACACACAGCAUCACAUCUGUACAAAAACUGAGAGGGGAAAAAAAAAAAAAAAAAAAAAGUCAAAAAAAAAGAAGG